Molecule: messenger RNA, 1168 nt
Organism: Rhinichthys klamathensis goyatoka
Lineage: Eukaryota; Metazoa; Chordata; Actinopteri; Cypriniformes; Leuciscidae
Gene: f11r.1
Product: F11 receptor, tandem duplicate 1
Exons: 10
Coding region: 132-1016 (294 amino acids)
Biological process (GO): regulation of membrane permeability; intestinal absorption; establishment of endothelial intestinal barrier
Cellular component (GO): bicellular tight junction
Source: RefSeq, a predicted model, not a curated record
UGACUUGGCUUUCCGAGGGCCUAGGAAAUACACAACUCUCUAAAAGUUCUAGUAACGUAGGCCUAUUAGAAAAGCAGGUAUUUUUAGAAAAGUGGAAUAUUUUGGAAGACUUCUAUCGUUUCAGAGUGGAUAUGUUGACCUUCGUCUUUGUGUGCCUCUCUAUCUCAGUCUCAGGCCUACAUGCUGAUUUUACGGUUACUGUUGCUAAUCCCUCAGUAAAAGUGAAGGAGAAUGAGGGAGCUGACUUGAAAUGUUCCUACACCGCUGACUUUGGAGCAACACCCAGAAUAGAAUGGAAGUUCAAGGAUCUCAAGGGCUCUCAGUCAUUAAUUUACUUUGAUGAUAAGCCAACUGCUCAGUAUGCAAGCCGUGUCACUCAGUAUCCUGGAGGACUGAGAUUUAACAAGGUGACGCGAGCAGACACUGGAGACUAUGACUGUGAGGUGUCUGGAAAUAGUGGAUAUGGAGAGAACACAGUCAAACUCACUGUCCUUGUGCCUCCUUCUAAGCCCGUAUCUAGAAUUCCUUCAUCAGUCACAACAGGCAGUAACGCACUUCUUUCCUGCUUCGACAAUGAUGGCUCCCCCCCACCCACCUAUAAGUGGUACAAAGACAACACUCCCCUCCCUGACGAUCCCAGCAAGUUCCCCUCUUUUAAAAACCUCACCUACAAGAUGAACGCUUUCAAUGGUAACCUGGAGUUCCCGAGUGUGUCUAAGCUGGAUAUCGGUUCAUAUUUCUGUGAGGCCUCUAAUGGAGAAGGUGCCCCUCAGCGUGGUAAUGCAGUGCAGAUGGAUGUCCGUGAUCUAAAUGUUGGUGGCAUUGUUGCUGGGGUCAUCGUGGCUUUGCUGGCAGUAGGGUUGCUCCUCUUUGCUCUCUGGUUUGCCAGUAAAAAGGGAUAUCUACCAAAAAUGGCUGAAAGCAAGCCGAAAACACAAGCUGUUUAUACCCAGCCUAGAGCAGAUGAUGAUGAUGGAGAUGGGGAAUUCAGACAGAAAUCAUCUUUUGUGGUGUAGCCUGUGCUGCUUUGGAUGAAUUGUCAAGAUUUGUUGCCUAGAUCAAUUUUUUCUAUUUAAGUUCAUACAAAUCAGGAUCUGUUUGUGUGUGAAGAGUGUGCUUCAAAUGUGGCUCCCUUCCCUGCCUACCACACUAGUUGACCAUAGAGAUG